AUGGUAGGAAAAGAAGAUGGUCUUCUGGCGAUCGCGGGUGUGUGGAAUAAUAUAAUGAAGGUGGAAGCUAAAACUUGGAUUAAAGGUAAAAGAAUAAAUAGCCUCAUGAAAGGUGUCCCGGGGAACGAGUGUUACAUUCGGUUCAGGAUCGAUCUAUGGUUAGGUGACACUCCUCUCAUGUUUAAGUGGCCAAGACUUUUCGCUCUCGAAAGAAUUAAAGAUUGCUGCGUAAAGGAUCGUGUUCCAGCUUCUAAUGAAGAGAUUUUGCAGCUGUGUUGUUGGGACAGGUCGCCGGUUACUUCAGUGGAGGUGGCGGAGCUGGUAGAAUAUGUGAAUUUGUUGAACGGGGUGGUUUUAUCGGCUGCCAAGGAUAAAUGGGUAUGGACUCCUGAUGGGGCGGGUAAGUUUUCUACCUUUUCUUUCAAGAGUUUGGUUUCGGAUGAUAGUUCUGAAGAUGUCUUGUUCUCGGUAAAAGGCCCUAGGUGGGUUCCGUUAAAAUGCAGAAUUUUUAUGUGGAGAUUGGUUCUUGAUCGUCUCCCCUCAAGAGAAGCGCUUAGGAAGAGAAAUAUUUUGGUGGGUUCGGAUAUGUGCGGUCUAUGUGGGGAUGGGGUGGAAUCGGUGGAUCAUUUGUUUUCCGCAUGUUCUUAUUCUAUGGGAGUUUGGAAUCGGCUUAGUGAGUGGAUCAAAGUUCCGCCUAUUUUCGCCUUUUCUGUUUAUGAUCUUCUUGAGGUGCAUAGAGGUUUCGAAGGGGAGGAUAAAGCUAAGGAUAUUGUUCGCGGUCUUGUUUUGGUGGCUUGUUGGGCUAUAUGGAAGGCGAGAAACGAUAAGAUUUUUUCAAACGGGAGAGGUGAUUUUGAGGACAUUUUUGGGGAAGUGAGAUCGUUAGGUUUUCUUUGGUUAAAAAGUAGGUCCAAACACCGUAACUUGGUGUGGAGAGAGUGGUGUAAUUAUCCAUCGUAUAUGUUGUAG
Molecule: messenger RNA, 969 nt
Organism: Helianthus annuus (common sunflower)
Lineage: Eukaryota; Viridiplantae; Streptophyta; Magnoliopsida; Asterales; Asteraceae
Exons: 1
Coding region: 1-969 (322 amino acids)
Source: RefSeq, a predicted model, not a curated record